Messenger RNA from Oryza brachyantha (malo sina), 1552 nucleotides. RefSeq lists its product as uncharacterized. The record is from RefSeq and is a predicted model, not a curated record. The transcript is spliced from 6 exons. NCBI's taxonomy places the organism in Eukaryota, Viridiplantae, Streptophyta, Magnoliopsida, Poales, Poaceae. Bases 124 to 924 code for a protein of 266 amino acids.
UGCAGCCCGGACCACCAAAAAACAUGCCGAUCGAACCAUAUUACCAUAAAAAGGAAAAAAAAAGAAAACGAUGCAGUUCAUUUGAUUACGCAAUUGAUGCAGUAAAUCACGGGCGUGGGCCGCAUGGCGCUGGUGCAUGCCAUCUUUUGUUCACGCGUGGCGCUGGUGCAUGUCCUCUCGUCGUUGAGAUGGCGAUCGGCGCAACGAUGCCCGGUGGGUCGAGAAACAGCGGCGGAGCGGAGGCCGGCGCCGGCGGGCGGACCGCGGAUGGAGCAUAACCAGCAGGCCGGCAGGCGGAGGCGGCAGACGGCAGACGGCAGACGGCAGACAAGCAGUCCGCGUGACCGCAUCGUGCGACACUGCCCGACCGGCGACCGCCGCGUUCGCGCGACGGUGCGAGUUGCAUCCGCGCUCGCCAAGCGUCGGCCCCGCCAGUGGCCGGUGACGGGUUGUCGUCGAGGCGGUCAAAGUCCAGCAAAAUCUUCAAAUAUGAAGAAAGACGGAGAUGAUCAAACACAAAGAAAGAUGGGCUUAAAAAAAAACAUGAAGAAAGAUCGUCCAACAAAAAGUUUCGUGAACUCAUCGUCUUUAACUACAAGUCGACAACUCCGAUGGUUUGGCUGCGCAGGUCGCAAACCAGUUGCUGAGAGGCAACUGUUGUUGAGUAACCGAAGUGACUGCAAGGCCGCAAUGGACGAUGAUCCCACCUCCAUCAACUAUGAGUUGAGGACUAUGGGGAUGCGCCGUGUUGACACCGAUGAGUUUGAUGAGGAAAGUGUGCAGGUGUUCAACAAUACUUCCUCCAAUUUGUUCUAUGUGCAUGGCAACGACGAUCUCGGACAUUGUCGUUCAACUUUAGCACCAACAACAAGAGGAGCAAGUCCUCUUAGGAUUGCAUUGUCUGGAUCUUUUUGCAAAGUAUGAACACAAGUUUGAUGCUGUGAGAUUGGAAAUGGACAAAAUUCCAAACCCUUCCAAUGGUAAAAAAAAGAAUGCUUUGGGGGGUAGAUAUUUGGUUUUGUUGCUGUUGGUGCUUUUAGUCUAGGUGUCAGGCUUAAUGCUUGUUGGUGCUAGUCAAGUUGCUAGGUUUGGUGUUGGGCCAUUAUCUAGGAUGACAUCUGCUAGUGCUUUUUUUAGGCAGCUUCUUCAACUGUUGAUCUCAAUGCUUCUACACUGUCUGUCUUAACAAUGACGCCGUAAACCAAUAUAACGACGAGUUCAAUAUCCUUAGCUGCCUAACUGGCAGGACUAUCAAGGAUCAUCGGUGGUGUCCAGGUCCUGUGAUGGUGAAAUUGCUGGCAGUGGCCGAGGAAUGGGAGCUAGCAGAUGCAUCAACAUACCACUGAUAAUGUGGAGCUUGAAAAUGCUUUUGAGAACUUGUAUCUAGAUAAUGAUGAUGAUGUAAACAUUGGAACUAGAUGACUAUAACUGUUAAGACUAUGAACAUUUUAAAGUUGUGGGUUAUACUCUUUUAUUUGUAGGGUUUUCUCAUGAGGUGUGAGUUUUUACCUAGAAAGAUUUUUUUACGAGGCAACCAUUGCACUAAACAUCU